CCGCGACGUAACAUUUUCCAAUGUUUGAGGUGGAAGGGGUGGGAACAGGGCUGAAGGAUGGAGUGGGGAAUAGUGGGAAUGAGAGUGCAUGAUUCCGGAAUCUUGGAAAUGGAUGGGGAAAUUAAAUCAUGUGGAAAUCGUAAUCCUUUUGGGUCUUUCUUCUCUUAUACGUAAUGCCUCAUACUUCCUACUCAUCAUACAACAAACAACAAUUCUUUGAAGCUCCAACAGAAUUCUGUGUCUGAAUCGCUUAUCCUCCCAUCCAGAAAAGAACAACCGGCCAACCCAAACAUACAACAUGUCCUCCUCACAAAUCCCAAUCCUCUUCACCCUCCCGCCCUCAAACCGCCAUGAACUCAUCCUCCUGGACACCUCCACGAAACCCACCUUGAAAUCCCUAAACAAACAAAUCACCACCACGAUCUCCACGUCCCCCAACUGCGCCGAAUUCAUGUCCAAGUACAAAGCCAAGCCCGAAGAUGGCGAGGCAGCAGGGGGAGCGGGUGGGAAGGAGACGAUACAGGAGUUCAGGGUGCACUGGAGCGAGGCGGGUAGGGACAGGAAGGUAUGGCCCGAGUACACGACGCUGACGGAGGGGAACCUGGCGGCUGUGCUUGAGGUGUUGAAGUUGGGCGUUGGGAAGGACGUCCUGGAGAUUAAGUUGGGGAAGGGGGAGUGAGAAGUUUUCCUUGAAGGGCUAGUGUAUGAGUAUGGUUAUGCUGGGAGGGUUUCAUUUGUAUGAUUUCGUGUUUUGCUUGAUGGGGUCUGGGGAUAGUGAGGUCAUGGGUAAUGAUGAUGCCAUGGAUGGAGUGGGGAAGGUCGAUAAAAUGAUAAGAGGAACACAUGGAUGAUCAUGUAGUUGCUUGGUUAUAUUUCUCACUGGAGUUGGUUCGAAAGCAA
Molecule: messenger RNA, 900 nt
Organism: Aaosphaeria arxii CBS 175.79
Lineage: Eukaryota; Fungi; Ascomycota; Dothideomycetes; Pleosporales
Exons: 3
Coding region: 299-679 (126 amino acids)
Source: RefSeq, a predicted model, not a curated record